CCUAUUGUUCCCUCAUCCCACAGGGCUGUAUGGAUGUGUAGAAUGUAACAUUGCCCUGCCUAUCAUAUUCUAGCUGAGUCUAGAUUGGCUUGGGCCUUGCAACAUCAUUAUGGUUGUUCUACCAGUCUUUCUCCUGGCUGCUGCGUGUUUGGCCCAUGCUACACAGACCAUCAACUCACGCCUGUGCUACUUUCCCAACGGGGAGCAGGCGGUAAACGACACGGCUUGCACUAGCGACUCGGUAUCAGUGUGUUGCCAGGAUGGAUCGACCUGUCUCGGCAAUGGCCUUUGUUUCAAUGCCCUGGCGAGUGCUGUAGGAGGCUUCAUCCGUGGCUCUUGUACCGACAAAUCCCGGAAGUCAUCUGGUUGCCCACAGUACUGCACUUAUGAUAACAAAACGGCUGGGCUGUGGAAUUCACUUUCUGACGCUGGUGUUUUGAACUGUGGCAAUGGUGGCUACUGUUGUGAAAGCGACCCCAUCGAGAGCUGCAAUUGUCAAAAUCGAAAUGGUGUCUUCUCGCUCUCCGGUGACUUGAAGCCCAUCAAGACGAUUGCAUCUGAUGCAUUGACUCCGCUGCCUAGCUCACCAGCAAGCCACGCAUCCUCACCACCCUCUACAUCAUCUACGGGCUCUGCAUCGAGUACAGCUACGCCUUCAGGCUCUUCAUCCAGCAUUGCUACAGCCUCAAAAUCUGUACCUUCAUCCUCAUCGACACAUGUCGCUAUACCCACAUCAGAUAUCCCAGCUCCAAACACCAACACCAAUGACUCUACCAAGUAUAUCGCUUUAGGCGUUGGACUUGGACUGGGAAUCCCGUUGGUAGCUGGUGUUAUAGGACUCGCGGCGUUUAUGCUUGGCCGAGGCCGACAAAAAGCAAAAGAGCAAAAGGACAAUGGGUACUAUCGUCCUCCUUCGCCGCGUAUGUCGGCACCCGCGCCGCCUUAUGAGUAUAAGGCACCAGCGCCACCGGCAGAACUUACACCAACCACUACAAUGCUCGCUCUGUGUAUGAGGCCCCAGGUUAAACUUAUUUUCAUUCAUGCAUUACUAGAUUAGCAUUAAAACAAAUUCUGAC
Molecule: messenger RNA, 1076 nt
Organism: [Torrubiella] hemipterigena
Lineage: Eukaryota; Fungi; Ascomycota; Sordariomycetes; Hypocreales; Clavicipitaceae
Source: the annotation of a GenBank genome assembly